Molecule: messenger RNA, 1050 nt
Organism: Rhincodon typus (whale shark)
Lineage: Eukaryota; Metazoa; Chordata; Chondrichthyes; Orectolobiformes; Rhincodontidae
Exons: 4
Coding region: 445-1050 (201 amino acids)
Source: RefSeq, a predicted model, not a curated record
AGACCCUUGGGUCAUGAAGACAGACCCCCGGGUCAGGGGGACAGACCCUUGGGUCAUGAAGACAGACCCCCGGGUCAGGGGGACAGACCCUUGGGUCAUGAAGACAGACCCCCGGGUCAGGGGGACGGGGACAGACCCUUGGGUCAUGAAGACAGACCCCCGGGUCAGGGGGACAGACCCUUGGGUCAUGAAGACAGACCCCCGGGUCAGGGGGACGGGGAGAGACCCCCGGGUCAGGGGGACGGGGACAGACCCUUGGGUCAUGGAGACAGACCCCAGGGUCAAGUGGACGGGGAGGAGAGAGCCCUGAGUGAGGGGGACGGACACCCAGGUGAGGGGGAGAGAGAGGAGACACCCCCAGGUCAGGGGGAGAGGGCCCAGGUUGAGAAGGUUCACGGGGAAUGCGAUCCGUGCCACUGGGUGGUAGACCUGAACGCAGGGGAAAUGAACCUCAACCAGGGAGAGAUGCCACUGAGCCAGGAAAGCAAGGAGGAUGUAGAUAGUGAGCAGGAUUCUGUCUCUCCAAAGCCAAGUCAUCCAGGGUCAAGCUGCUUACGGAGGGCCCAAAGGGUAAACCGGAUCCGGAAUGGCAGUGGAUCCCCAAUUGGAAGCCCCAGGUUGAGGAGACGCCAAUUCUUGACAGUUCCACACGACGCAGAGCGAGCCUCCAGUGGAGCAAGUGAUGGAUACACCAGCUCAGAGCAUGAGGACUGGAGUUCAGAUUAUAAUUACACUGAUGCCUUUGACGGGGAGACUGCAGAUGAACCGAAAGCUGCGCAAGAAGCUUCUGAAGCAAUGCCGUAUAUUGAUGAAUCUCCCACAAUGUCACCACACCUCAGUUCCAGAGCCAAGGAAACAAACAACACAGAUACGACAACAACAGACAGCAUGGCAGCAAUGGCAUGGCUCACAAUGAUUAUUUUUAACAGGUUUCACAGAAAUGUCAUGAAUGAGGCACUUGCACAGUUCAGCACCAUGGAAAGAGGACAAAACAAGAGAAAUACUGACAGAGCACAAGAGAAAGAGCGAGAUAAAGACAUACUGCUGUAG